AGGUAGCUCUCAAACCUUUCAAUACACCUGCACAAUACAAACUUCCUCAAAGACAACCUUUGAGUUCACUUUGUUCAAGAAUUCUCUCCUCUAUUUCUUAAAAGAAACAAAUCCUAAGAGAGUCAUCAUCAGUAGUCAUGGCUCUCUCACGUCCCAUGAUCUUUCUCUCCCUUUUCCUUACAUUUGUAGCUCUUUCUGCUGCUCAAUCUCCUAUGAUGGCCCCCACAAUGCCACCAUCUACCAUGGCAAUGCCACCAAUGACUACCACUCCUCCACCAAUGGCCGCCAUGUCACCACCACCAAUGGCCGCCAUGUCACCACCACCAAUGGCCACCAUGUCACCACCACCAAUGGCACCACCAGCUCCUAUGGCACCCGGAAUGGAACCCGUGGGAUCAGAGCCAGCUGCACCGGGACCUAUGAAUGGUGGAAUGGCUCCUCCUCCGUCUAAUGGUUUUGUUCAUGGAAUUAGUAGCAUGGCUAUGGUAGCAAUUCUUGGGAGUGUAGCACUUUUGUUCUAAAUUUAAUUUGGUCAUUUUAAUUUGCUUUCAUAUUGUUGUAGAUUACAAAUAAUUUACUUAUUUGUGUAUUUAUUUUGUUAAGCUCUUUGUAUUGUUGAUUUUGUGUGGAAGAGUGAGGAAUUUGAGGACGUCUGGUUGGAGAUUUAUCAAAUGUUACAUGCUCUAUGCGUAACAUUUUGAACAUUAGCUUAAUAAGACACUAUUCUCUCUUUCUUUCCUUUUAAA
This is a messenger RNA of Nicotiana tabacum (common tobacco), 746 nucleotides long. RefSeq lists its product as uncharacterized. Lineage: Eukaryota; Viridiplantae; Streptophyta; Magnoliopsida; Solanales; Solanaceae. The record is from RefSeq and is a predicted model, not a curated record.